This is a messenger RNA of Botrytis porri, 1794 nucleotides long. RefSeq lists its product as uncharacterized. NCBI's taxonomy places the organism in Eukaryota, Fungi, Ascomycota, Leotiomycetes, Helotiales, Sclerotiniaceae. The transcript is spliced from 2 exons. Bases 1 to 1794 code for a protein of 597 amino acids. The record is from RefSeq and is a predicted model, not a curated record.
AUGUCUCCUCACAACAGCACUACGAAGCCUCAAAUAUUCAACAAGCUCCCAGAGCAUCUCCAAGAAAACCCUACCUUACCUCAAGUGAGAACUCCAAAGAGGCCCAGGCUUGCCCCCAAACCUCCUGAAAAUAUCGACAAGCCUCUCGCCACUACUAUAACGCCUGAAAGUAUUGAUUCAGAGCCCUUGCUUAGCCCUGGCCAUGCACCGGGUUAUUUACAAUGGAAAAAGGCUCCCGCGCCCGAUCUAGCUAGUGAAACCGAGCAGGAGAAGAAACACCGACUAAACAAAAGACACGCCCCGAAGGGUAAAAGAGGCACGCGCUGUAUUGACGACGGAACCAUUGACCGAAGCCAUGCAAUGCUUGGCCAACCAGAUCCCUCUAAACUCGUAGUCAGGUUCAAGACUGAAGAAAUCAACGAAUUUUCAAACAAGCCGAUUCACGGUGAUGUCGAAUUUCGAUACGAGGAUGAUUCGGAAGGUGUUCGAGUAGAUUGGAAUGACAAACAAUCUCUGCAUGCACUUAAUAAUUGGCGAAAUCAGGUUAUUCGACGGAACAUCGGUAAAGUCUAUGAUAACAAGGAUUUUUGGACUGUACAAGAACAGAAGAUUCUCACCGAACUAGUUCGGGAUUAUGUCAACGCCAAAAAAGACAUCGAUUGGACGCAGAUCGCUAAUGAUUACAACUCCUCAACUGAAAACCUUGAGCAGGAUAAAGGAACGCCUGGUGCUCCGCGGCGAUAUCAUUGUAAGAGUUACGAUCAGACUCCCCGGGAAGCUCUCUGUAUCUCUAUACCACUUCGUGAGAGUCGCCAGAUACCCAAACGGGAUGAUUGGGUUUUACGCCAAGAGAUGGGUUACUUCCUCGCCCCCGAUGCUAUUGCAGUGAUGGAAAUGCUGAGAAGCAGUGGUCUUCCGCAGAAAAAUGGUCAUCCACCAGCGAGGACUCGCCACGAGUCAAGCCAAUUAGGAAAGCUAAACAAAGAUAAGGAAGCUGCGCAAGGAUCUUUCGAUGAGCAAGAGUGCUCUUUUGCUUCUUCUACUUAUGAGACCGAUCGCUCCGUAGUCGAAGCAUCGCCAGAAUUGGCUCCAACUCCUCCACUCCGUCCUCUUACCCAGCCUCGGCCACUUCAACCUCGCCAAAAGGCCAUAGUUCAACAGAAAUCAGAGCCACCUCGUAGUCGAUACAAGAAGCGCAAUGUUUACAACGAAGAGAAAAUUUACGAUAAGCCAUCAACUAAUUUGCACCGUUACUCGACCGGUUUGAACACGAGUCAAGGACCUGGUGAUAGACGACAAGCUCUUGAUCUUUUGGCUGAGCAGGCGGCAAUCUUGUAUGAUCAUCUGCCUGAAGAGUCGAAAUGGUCAGGCCCCAGACCUCUUGUACCCACUAUUACACCUGCUCCUACUGCACCUGCGCCUGCGCCAAUCAGAUUUAGACCUGUGACUUUUGGUCCCGUCGCGUCUACUCGCAAUAACCCUGUUCGAAUGCCUACUGCUCCCAUGGUGCCUGUUUCUAAAAUGUCUUUCCCCGGGACACCCGUUCCAUUGGCAUCUGAUCCUAUCGCAACGAGAAAGAAUUCCGCAGAACUCGGCUCGCACCAAAUGGCUUUUCUGCAGACACCGAAUCCUCCAGCAAACCCUCUUAGUCGAAGCUUAACCCAGCCACGACCACUUGUUCCUCGUGUUCCUGAUAGGGAGAUCAAUCGUCGAAUGAGAGAAACAGCUGGGAAAGAAACCGCUGAACUUAACGCCAAGAAACGCAACACUUCCGAGCCAGCUCCUGAGAACUGA